GCUUUGGAGAAAACUUUUCUGAAAAGCAUCACAUAAAAAAAUGUAAAUCAGAGCUGCAUGGGGGCUUAACGUACUUGCCAAGGGGCCACACUGCACGUGAUUUUGCAGGUACACUUUAAAGAUAUUUUUCAGUCAAGUAUAAAGACAACUGGCAUGUAGGUGCUCUGAAUAAGCGCAGAAAUAGUCCAACACCUGCCUGUGUGCGGAAUGGACGCUGCGGGAGGCCCCGCCCACUGCGCGCUCCGCAGGUACUUUGUCCUCGUCGCCGCUCACAUGAUAAAUGAGCCGCGUCGCUUCCUUCCAGCCUUUUCUCUUUAGCCGUAGAGCGGAACCGUUCACUUCCACGGCAUGCUCGUCUCGGUAAAUGAAGUAAAUAAGUCGUGGUAAAGGCGGUUUUGGUGACUGUUGCUGGUUUCGCUUUUGCUGGUGGUGGAUGUGCGUCGUGUGCCUUUGCGCGCGUGUUUUUUAGCCGGCGACGCUCAGCGAUGGCUGGCGUCAGUGUCGCGCUGGCGGCUCUCGUCUUUUCGCUCUCGUGUUUGGGCUCUGGUACCGGGGCCACCGUAGGGGGCCCUGAUGGGGAUACGAUCUUCCUGUCCGUGAAUGUGUCCCGGGUGCUGAAAGUGGUCAGCGAGCGCUUUUUGUCCGUCGCCAUCGAUGCAAGUUUACUGGCGGAGGAGAAGUUCAUGUACCUCUUGAGCUCCCAGAAGCUGCGAACCCUGGCGAAAGCGCUGACUCCGGGCUUCCUGCGCUUCGGCGGCACCAAACAGGACUUCAUGGUUUUCAGUCCCCACACGAGGUCGAAUGCAGCGUUGCGACCCGACGAUGCUUCGCUGCAGUCUAUUGUGAUGCACCAGUCUAAUCUAUCAGCCAAGGGUGUGUGUAACGCUUUGGUGUUGCCCAACUUCCUGGAAGAGAGGCUGAAGAAAGAGUGGGCUGAACAGGAGGUCCUCCUCCAGAAGGAGGAGAUUCAGGGCCACUACAGCAAGGUCAGGUUCUCAGAACAUGCAGUGGACCUCUUGUAUUCCUUCGCAAACUGUUCUGGGUUUGACCUCAUCUUUGGGCUCAAUGCUUUGCUCCGGACUAAGAACAACUCGUGGGACAGCCGCAAUGCGGAGACCUUACUCAACUACUGUGAGAGCCAGAAUUACAGCAUGUCUUGGGAACUGGGCAAUGAACCAAACAGCUUUGAGAAGAAAGCAGAUGUCCGUGUUGAUGGAUACCAGCUAGGCCAGGACUUUUUGCAUUUGCGCAACAUCCUGAAGAAUUCAAAGUUGUACCAUACUACUGGGUUAUAUGGUCCAGACGUCAGCCAGCCAAAAAACCAUCGGAAGGACCUUUUACAAGGGUUCUUGGAGACUGCUGCAAAGGCCAUUGAUGCAUGUACCUGGCACCACUACUAUGUGAAUGGGAGGGAAGCUUCCAUGGAGGAUUUCCUUAGCCCAAAAGUGCUUGACACCCUGACUACAAAAAUAACCAAAGUGCUACAGACUGUUACCCUGGCUUCCCCAGGGAAGAAGGUAUGGCUGGGAGAAACGAGCUCUGCUUAUGGAGGUGGUGCUACAGGCCUAUCAGAUACGUUUGUUGCAGGAUUCAUGUGGCUGGACAAACUGGGCUUGGCUGCGAAACUUGGCAUAGAUGUUGUUGUUCGGCAGGUUCUCAUUGGAUCUGGGACCUACCACAUGGUGGAUGCCAACCUGGACCCAUUACCUGAUUACUGGCUGUCAAUUUUGUAUAAAAGGCUGGUUGGACCAGAGGUUCUGGAUGCAGAUGGAUUAACAAAUUCUGGUGUUCCAGGACGGAAACUACGAGUGUACCUGCACUGCACAAAUAAGAAGAGCCCAAACGUCAGGAAGGGAGCUGUAACUCUGUUUGCUCUGAACCUAAGUAAGAAGAAGAUGGAGAUCAUCAUGCCCUCCCGUUUGAACAGAAGCAGCGUUGAAGCCUUUGUGCUGGAGGCUGGUAAAACUACUGGGUCUCGGCCCUUGACCUCCAGAUUGGUCCAGCUCAAUGGAGCGGUGCUGAAGAUGGUGAAUGACAGCACCCUUCCCCCGCUGCAUGGCAUCACUCUGCCUCCUGGCCAGUCACUCAAGCUCCCUGGACGUGCAUUUGCCUUCUAUGUGCUGAGGGAUGCUUCUGUGCCUGUCUGCUGGUGAGGCUGGCAAGUGAAAGACGGGGAUGGAAGGGCCUGGAAUUGGGGCAACAUGCCAACCCCUGCAGUGUUUCAACAUGUAGCGUUUGCCAAAGUUUAUGAAGAUCAAUCCAGGGAAUACUUUUUAUAUCUUUUUGGCUAUAGCUGCUGAGGGUGAUGAGGUACAAUAAUGUAAAUUUUUACUUUUUAGUCUUUAUGAAUUCAUAUUUUUUAUAAAUUGUGCUUCCGGUCAAAGUACACUGUUUUAACCGGUUGAAUGUGUUAAAUAAGGGACUUAAUUGGGUACAACUCAUGGAUUCAGUGGUGGAGCUGAUGUUAUGACUGUAUCCACUGGUCAGGAAAUGGUACGAUUAACAUUUGUAUACAUGUUUACAUGAUCUCCAGUUCAUAGGGUAUGAAGGAUACUUUGCAGUGUGGGAACUUGCCUGUAAACAGUUAUUCAGGUGACUCAAAUGAUGACAAUGCUCAAUCCUUUGCAAAAGUGACAAUCCAGAACUACCUGGUUUCAGUUGCCAAGGACAGGUGCAUUAUCUUUGUUUACAGAACUGUUCUGAAAUAAUGUUUACUGGUUGUCUUGUAAUUGUUACUGUAACUUUUACAUUCCUUCACUGGAAAUAGGAUAUAAACAGGAUUGUUUAAAGGAUUUGCAACCAUAAAGCCCAGAUUCAUUUUAAUAUGCAGACAUUCACAGAAUAAACAGACAGCUGUUUCAUUAUUUGCUUCAUAUGGAGAUCAAAUUAAAAUCAGUCUAAUUUCAUUGCUAGUAGGGUCAUUCCCAGAGGCCACAUGAGGAAGGAAGAGCAGAAGUGUUAAAGGUAACAAGUAUGAUACUAAGAGCAAUUUUUAACCUUAAUGUCU
Molecule: messenger RNA, 3007 nt
Organism: Scleropages formosus (Asian bonytongue)
Lineage: Eukaryota; Metazoa; Chordata; Actinopteri; Osteoglossiformes; Osteoglossidae
Gene: hpse
Product: heparanase
Exons: 12
Coding region: 486-2153 (555 amino acids)
Biological process (GO): cell-matrix adhesion; angiogenesis involved in wound healing
Cellular component (GO): membrane; extracellular matrix
Molecular function (GO): hydrolase activity, acting on glycosyl bonds
Source: RefSeq, a predicted model, not a curated record